Drechmeria coniospora is the source of this 1335-nucleotide messenger RNA. Its product is annotated as putative upf0075 domain protein. Gene Ontology annotation, molecular function: phosphotransferase activity, alcohol group as acceptor; ATP binding. Bases 1 to 1335 code for a protein of 444 amino acids. The transcript has a single exon. NCBI's taxonomy places the organism in Eukaryota, Fungi, Ascomycota, Sordariomycetes, Hypocreales, Ophiocordycipitaceae. Gene Ontology annotation, biological process: peptidoglycan turnover; amino sugar metabolic process. The record is from RefSeq and is a predicted model, not a curated record.
AUGGCCACCAAUGGCGGAGAUGCCCAAAGUGCAAGCCUCGACAUGACGGUGCUCGGCCUCAACUCAGGCACGUCCAUGGAUAGCAUCGACUGUGCACUCUGCCGGUUUCGUCAGAAAGCGCCGGAUGAGCCGAUGCACAUGGAGUUGCUUCGGUAUGAUGAAGUGUCUCUCCCAGAAGCGAUCAAGGCGCGCGUCAUGCGCAUGAUUCUGUACAAUGCAACGACCCCUGAGGAGCUUGCAGAGGUGAACGUCAUCCUUGGGGAGGCAUUUGCCGACGCCGUCGAGACCUUCACAGCUCGGCACGGCAUCCCGAUUACCUCUAUUGAUGUCAUUGGCUCUCACGGACAGACAAUCUGGUUGCUUAGCAUGCCUCGCAAAGGACAGGUACGGUCGGCCCUGACGGCAGCUGAGGGCAGCUUCAUUGCCGCCCGCACAGGCAUCACCACCGUUACCGACUUUCGUGUCUCUGACCAAGCUGCCGGCCGUCAGGGUGCGCCUCUCAUCGCCUUCUUCGACUCCUUGUUGCUGCAUCAUCCGACUCGGUUGCGGGCAUGCCAGAACAUUGGCGGCAUUGCCAACGUAUGCUUUGUCCCGCCAGACGCGGAUGCCGACGGAGUCCUGAAUCCGGCCUUCUUCGACUUCGAUACAGGACCGGGAAAUGUGCUCAUUGACGCUGCCGUGCGUCACUUUACCAACGGUCGUCGCGAGUAUGAUAUCGAUGGCGAAAUGGGCGCCGCUGGCACCGUUGACGACGAAAUAGUCCGUCACUUCCUCGCCUCGCACCCCUAUUUUGCCCUCGAACCCCCCAAAACGACUGGUCGAGAGCUAUUUCGCGAUACCCUCGCCUGGGAGCUCAUCGAGCGCGGUCUCGCACGUGGCCUCUCACCCAACGACGUCAUUGCCACCAUCACGCGCAUCACUGCCGAGGCCAUCGUCGACUGUUACCGUCGCUACAUGCCAACCCAGUACGGACCCCUCGCAGAAAUCUUUAUGUGCGGUGGCGGUGCCAAAAACCCCAACAUAACAUCUCAUUUGCAGGCAGCCUUCCCGCAGACUCGCAUCACCAUGCUUGACGAAGCUGGAAUCCCUGCAGAUGCCAAGGAAGCCGUCACUUUUGCUUGGCAAGGUAUGGAGGCCGUUGUAGGUCGAAGCAUACCUGUGCCUGAGCGCGUUGAAUCAUCUAGACGCUAUGUACUCGGUAAGCUGAGCCCUGGUCGCAACUAUCGCCGUCUCAUGCGCUCAAGUAUGGAAUUUGGCAAGGGGCGGGACGUGCUGGAGCCGGUGAGCGCCUUGGUGAAUUAUGUCGACGGCAAGGUGUUUGUUAAUACCACCUGA